Messenger RNA from Lottia gigantea (owl limpet), 1272 nucleotides. RefSeq lists its product as hypothetical. NCBI's taxonomy places the organism in Eukaryota, Metazoa, Mollusca, Gastropoda, Lottiidae. Gene Ontology annotation, molecular function: GTP binding; ribosome binding. The annotation marks the transcript as partial. The record is from RefSeq and is a predicted model, not a curated record. The transcript has 9 exons. Gene Ontology annotation, cellular component: cytoplasm.
UAUUUUUUUUAUUUAGAUGUAAAAUGGGGUCCACAUAAAAACAAGCUAACAUCAUCCACAUUAAGAUUAGAAGAAACGUGUACAUUGGUAGAAACUCUACCCAACUGGAAAGUUGUAGAAAAGAAAUUAGUGUCUGUAAAGUUUCUGAAAUCAGACCAAAUAUUUCAAAAAGAGAAAUUUCGACAACUAAAAUCUGAAAUUCGUCAGAAUAUAAGAAUAAGUGGAGUUUUAGUAGGUGUUGAUUUGUUGUCUAGUGUUCAACUUGCUGCUCUACAGAAAGCAUGGAGAGUACCAGUUUUUGAUAGAUAUGCAAUAGUGUUACAAAUAUUCAAAGACCAUGCAAGAACUAAGGAAUCAAAAUUACAGAUUGCACUAGCAGAAAUUCCAUUUUUACGGAAGCGAUUGGGUCAAGUACAUCAAGGUAUUUUUGAUAAGCAAAUUGGAGAUUCACGUUUUAUUGGUGGUACUGGUCCUGUUCAUAUUAGUCGACGUAAACUCAUGCUUCAGGAAAGAGAAAAUAAAAUAAGGCUAGCUCUUGAGAAAAUUGAAAGACAGAGGGAUUUAUUAAGAAAUAAUCGACUUAAAAAAGAGUUUAUGUCAGUGGCUGUAGUUGGUUAUACAAAUUCAGGAAAGACAACUCUAAUUAAAGCGUUAACAGGAGAUAAUAAAUUAGAACCUAAAGACAUGUUAUUUGCCACUCUAGAUGUUACUGUACAUGCUGGUGUAUUACCGAAUUAUAUGAAAACUUUAUAUGUUGAUACAGUAGGCUUUAUUUCUGAUAUACCUACCAACCUCAUACAAGCUUUCUCAGCCACACUAGAGGAUGCCUUGAUAGCGGAUGUGAUAAUUCACAUACGUGAUAUAAGUCAUCCUGAUACAUCAGGACAAAAACAUAAUGUAUUAGAUACAUUAUCAUCUAUAUUACCACCAGAUAGACUACACAGUAUUAUAGAAGUUUGCAAUAAGACAGAUCUAGUCCCAUUGGAGAAAUUGCAAGAAGAAAAAGAAAAUGAUAAAUUAUUUGUAUCAGCUGCUACUGGGCAGGGUUUACAAGAUUUACAAUUACAAAUACAACAGAAACUAAUAACAGUUACUGGUAAAUUAUAUAAAACAUUUCGUAUUCCAAAUGGUGGAGCAGAAUUAAGUUGGUUAUAUAAAGAAGCUACAGUACAAAAUAUUGAGGCUGAUAAAGAUUGUAAUUAUUUAAUAGUUGAAACUAUCAUCAGUCCAGCUGUUUAUCAGAGAUUUACAUCUUAUUUUCAACAGACUUGA